AUGGCUGCGCGCCGACGCGUACCUCCCCCAUCUCUCGUAUGCAACUCUCGCUCGACACUGGCGACCCAAUUCCAACCGGAUGUCGACGCUCUACUCAAGCGUCUGAGGACAUGUACGCGCAGACUGCGGGUCGUUCUCGCCAGCCAUCGGACCGAGCUCCAAGUCUUGGAGAGAUUGUACUACAAGGGCAAGAACCAACAUCGGACUGCACUUUUUUGGCAACGCGUAGCGGAGAUGAGGAGAUAUGGGGGACGUGUAGAGGAGAUGCACUUAUGGGAUGUGGUGGAGAGUCUGAGGCUGUCGUUCUGGGGAGAAGCAUCGGAAAGGACGAGCAAACUCCUGAAAGGUCCGUGGACGAAGUACCCCGACGCAUCCUCAAUUUUAUAUGUUUUAGAGAGGUGUAGCUCUUGCUGCACCCUCAUAGACAAGACACAAGAACGUUUGCUUUCUGUAUAUCAAGCGUUCAACCUCAUGAUGCAAACGAGCGCGUUUCUGCAACUCAUUGUGACACUUAGUGCCAUAGCGUCUCGCUUGAGCACGCUUCUCUUAGAGGCGAGGGGUGCCCUCGAUAUAGCGUGGUCUGCAGCAUACUGUGCGUUGCAAGUGCUUCAUCCCUCUGACUUGUCCAAAGUAGUAAGACCGUUGCAGACGGCGGAACUGCAGAGCAUUCCUGCGUCGACAGCGCCGUCGGCCAUGGUAUCUUCUCAUCCUAGUCAAGCCCCGACACCUCGGUACAUUCCUGAAGAAGACCUUGGGGAUACAGUCGCUCGCCAUCCUCAAACAAUCUCGGAUUCAACAGGGACAGUCACUCUCAACACGGUGCAACGUUCAUCUACACCAGGGGAGCAAGCAGCUACUCCUCAUAUGACAUUCACACUUUCUAGUGAGCUCGAAGCCAGCGUCUCAGGUAGCUGCAUACAGUUCAAGCAUGUUGCGCAAGAGGUCACUGCGCAUGCGCGGGUCUCUUCACCGCCCCCGAUCAAGCCGCCCAAACGCAAAAAAGAUGCACCGGAUCGUGGCAAUACCGUAAAGAAAAAGAAGAAACGAGACGAGAUAGAUGAUAUAUUCGGCUUUUGA
Epithele typhae is the source of this 1077-nucleotide messenger RNA. RefSeq lists its product as uncharacterized. Lineage: Eukaryota; Fungi; Basidiomycota; Agaricomycetes; Polyporales; Epitheliaceae. The transcript has 6 exons. The record is from RefSeq and is a predicted model, not a curated record. The coding region runs from base 1 to 1077 and encodes 358 amino acids.